AUGAAGGCUGUCAUGAGAAGAAGAUUUGUCCCCAGCCAUUACCAUAGAGACUUGCACCGAAAAUUGCAAAGUCUGACCCAAGGUUCUAUGAGUGUGGAGGAUUAUUACAAGGAGAUAGAGAUAGUUAUGAUGAGAGCCAAUAUAGAAGAAGACCGUGAAGCCACUAUGGCAAGGUUUAUUGGAGGUUUAAAGAAGGAGAUUGCUGAUGUGGUGGAAUUACAAUAUUAUGUGGAGAUGGAGGAUUUGUUGCACAAAGCAGUUCAGGUGGAAAAGCAAUUGAAGUCCAAAACCUCCUCCAAAUUCUCAUCAUCCUCAAGCACUUCUUGGAAGUCAAAUUGGAAGAAUAAUAAAGCCAUUUCCCAUCCUAAAGAAAAUGUGAAGGCCAAGUCUACUAUGGCAUCCUCUAAAGGUAAAUCUGAAACUAAUUCUUCUUCACGAUCACGUGAUAUAAAAUGUUUCAGAUGCCAAGGAAUUGGGCAUAUUGCUUCUGAGUGUCCAAACAAAAGAGCAAUGAUUUUGCUGGAUAAUGGAGACAUAGAGAGUGUGAGCUCAAGUGAUGAUGAAAUGCCUCUGUUAGAAGAUUGUAGUGAUGUUGAAGUGGCUGAACCCGUGCAUGGAAAUUUGCUUGUUGCUAGGCGUGCUCUUAGCAUACAGCCUAAGGAACAUGAAGAUGCGGAGCAACGUGAUAAAAUUUUCCAUACUAGGUGCCUCAUUAAUGAAAAGGUAUGUAGCAUGGUUAUUGAUAGUGGAAGUUGUACUAAUGUUGCUAGCACCUUGAUGGUCGAGAAACUGAACUUGCCAACCAAAAAGCAUCCUAAUCCAUAUAGACUUCAGUGGCUCAAUGAUUGUGGAGACAUAAGGGUGACUAAGCAGGUUUUGGUAUCAUUUUCCAUUGGAAAAUACAAAGAUGAGGUUCUUUAUGAUGUUGUGCCUAUGCAUGUGGGCCACUUGCUUCUUGGGCGGCCAUGGCAAUCUGAUAGAAAUGUUGAUCAUAAUGGGUACAAAAAUACCUAUACCUUUACCAUGAACAAUCGCACCAUUGUGUUGACACCUCUCAAACCUGCUGAAGCAUAUGCUGAUCAAAUUAGAAUCGCAAAAGAGUGUAAGUUGAGAGAAGAAAAAGAGUUUGCUGAAAUUUUUCCAGAAGAAGUACCACAAGGAUUGCCUCCUUUAAGAGGUAUUGAGCAUCAAAUUGACUUCAUUCCUAGUUGCUCACUUCCAAACAGGCCAGCUUAUAGGACGAGUCCCGAGGAAGCAAAGGAAAUUCAAAAGCAAGUGGAUGAGUUGUUGCAAAAGGGAUUUGUGAGGGAGAGCCUCAGUCCUUGUUCUGUUCCCGUGAUCUUAGUUCCGAAGAAAGAUGGAACAUGGCGCAUGUGUGUUGAUUGCCGAGCCAUAAACAAAAUCACUGUAAAGUAUAGAUAUCCUAUCCCUAGAUUAGAUGAUAUGCUUGAUGAAUUGCAUGGUUCUUGUGUGUUUUCUAAAAUUGAUUUGAAAAGUGGAUACCAUCAAAUUCGCAUGAAGGAAGGUGAUGAAUGGAAAACUGCUUUUAAAACCAAAUAUGGUUUAUAUGAGUGGUUAGUGAUGCCAUUUGGCUUAACUAAUGCACCCAGCACAUUCAUGAGAUUAAUGAACCAUGUUUUGCGUUCUUUCAUUGGGAAAUUUGUUGUAGUCUACUUUGAUGACAUUUUAAUUUACAGCAAAUCCCUAGAUGAACAUGUUGAACAUUUACAUGCUGUGUUUGGUGUUUAA
This is a messenger RNA of Lotus japonicus, 1749 nucleotides long. RefSeq lists its product as uncharacterized. The transcript is spliced from 2 exons. Bases 1 to 1749 code for a protein of 582 amino acids. Gene Ontology annotation, molecular function: nucleic acid binding; zinc ion binding. NCBI's taxonomy places the organism in Eukaryota, Viridiplantae, Streptophyta, Magnoliopsida, Fabales, Fabaceae. The record is from RefSeq and is a predicted model, not a curated record.